AUGGCGGAAUCAUAUCCAAUGAAUGGGGGAAAUGGCACCUACAGCUACACCCAAAACUCCUAUUAUCAGAAGACAGGUAUAAAUGUUGCGAAGGGGAUGGUCAGUGAGGCAAUUGGGGAGAAGCUUGACAUCAAUAACUUCUCUUCUUGUUCAAACUCAUUUCGUAUUGCUGAUUUGGGGUGUUCAGUGGGACCAAAUACCUUCACUACUAUGCAGAAUAUUGUAGAUGCUGUGCAGCACAAGUACCAAUCCCAAGGCCUUGCUUCAAAAAUUCCUGAAUUUCAAGUGUUCUUUAAUGAUCAAGACUCCAAUGAUUUCAAUACCCUCUUGACCUCCAUGCCAAAGGAAAGGCAAUACUAUGCAGUCGGUGUACCAGGGUCUUUCCAUGACAGAUUAUUCCCAGAGUCUUUUUUACAUUUCGUGAACUCCUCUUUUGCAUUGCAUUGGUUAAGUAGGGUGCCAGAAGAGUUGCUGGACAAAAACUCCCCUGCCUGGAAUAAAGGGAGAAUACACUAUACAAAUGCCUCUGAUGCAGUAGUUGAUGCUUAUUCAGCUCAAUUUACCAAGGACAUGGAAGGCUUUUUGGAUGCAAGGGCUAAAGAGCUUGUAUCUGGAGGGAUGAUGGUAAUAAUCACACUAGGUUGCCCAAAUGGGAUGCCAUAUGCACACCUUGCAGCUGGGAUAAUGUUUUAUUGCCUGGAAUCCUGCUUGAACGAUAUGGCAAAAGAGGGAUUAUUAAGUGAAGAUCAAGUUGAUUCAUUCAACUUACCUAUUUAUGCUCCCUCUCCCAAGGAGAUUACUGAGCUGGUGGAGAGAAAUGGAUGCUUUAGCAUUGAGAGACUGGAGUUAACAAAUUGGCGAACUGAGGCUGAUCCCAGAGGUGAUGUAAGGGCAUGCGUGAUGCAUGUAAGAGCUGGCUUCGAAUCAAUCAUCCGCAAACAUUUUGGAAAUGAAAUUAUAGAUGAUUUAUUUGAACGGCUUCUUAAGAAAGUCAAGGAAUCUUUCCACUUGAUUCAGUCAAGCUACAUAGGAGGAACUCAGUUAUCUGUUAUUUUGAAACGCAAAUGA
This is a messenger RNA of Theobroma umbraticum, 1068 nucleotides long. Its product is annotated as loganic acid O-methyltransferase-like. Gene Ontology annotation, molecular function: methyltransferase activity. Lineage: Eukaryota; Viridiplantae; Streptophyta; Magnoliopsida; Malvales; Malvaceae. The record is from RefSeq and is a predicted model, not a curated record.